AUGAAGCACCUCCCCACGGAAUUAAUUAUAGAAAUAUUCAAGUACAUCGAAAUUCCUAUUUCGCUUAUUCUUGUAAAUAAAGAAUUUUGUCGAAUUUGUACCAGUGCUGCAGCAAAUGCUGCAGCAAAGUCUGUAUGGGCUUUGACUAAAUUUGGAAGGAUCCAUGUACUAUUCUUUUCAGUUUUACUGGGGAAAACAUUUAUUACAGUUGAUGUUGUAAAAUCUUUAUUAGCGUUAAAAGCAAAUCUAUCCAGAUAUUUUAUUCAGAGGUUAUUAUUACAAUACGGCCAGUACGAUCAAGAUUUGAUUAAAUUAAAAUUACAAGAUAAUAAUAAUAAUUCCCAAGAAAUUGAUCGAGAAAAAUUUAAAGUCUUUCAAAAUAGUAUCAAGACUCCAUGGUCAUCUGACAUAUCGUUUGAUGUAUUUAUUACUUUAUUAAACGAAGCUGAAGCAAGAUUUGCAUUCACAAAAAAUAAAGAUUUUCAAUUAAAAGAAAAACAUAGGCAAGGAAUGGUG
Entrophospora sp. SA101 is the source of this 516-nucleotide messenger RNA. The record is from the annotation of a GenBank genome assembly. Lineage: Eukaryota; Fungi; Glomeromycota; Glomeromycetes; Entrophosporales; Entrophosporaceae.